Molecule: messenger RNA, 3777 nt
Organism: Medicago truncatula (barrel medic)
Lineage: Eukaryota; Viridiplantae; Streptophyta; Magnoliopsida; Fabales; Fabaceae
Product: disease resistance protein RML1A
Exons: 7
Coding region: 1-3777 (1258 amino acids)
Biological process (GO): defense response
Molecular function (GO): ADP binding
Source: RefSeq, a predicted model, not a curated record
AUGUCUUUGAUUAGAAGUGUCGGUGUGACAGAGAUUCCAGGUAGUGAUCUCAGCACAUUUUUCUUCAUUAUAUUUACCUUUUUGGAUAGGGAUGAUUCUCAACUCAUUGAGAAAAUUGUGGAAGAUGUUGGGAAAAAGUCGUCUCGGAUGCAUCCUAUUGAACUAGAAGGCCUCAAUGAAAUUGAUGAAAACAAAGGAGAUACUGAAUCACUACUGAAAAAGUAUCAAAGAAUUGGAAUUUGGGGCAUGGGAGGAAUAGGAAAGACAACCAUAGCCAGACAGAUGUUUGCCAAGCACUUUGCACAAUAUGAAAGUGCUUGCUUUCUGGAAAAUGCAUGUGAAGAAGUAGACAAAUUUAAACAAAUGCAAGUUCGUAGUAAUCUUCUCAGUGAGCUACUAAAUCGACAAAUAACACCAACUGAGCAUCGAUCCAAAUCUAUUAGGAGUAGGCUUACGAGUACAAAAGUUUUCAUUGUACUUGAUGACGUAGAUAAUGCUUACAUAUUAGAUUAUUUGUGUGAACCUCUAGGUGGCCUUGGACCACAAAGUAGACUCAUUAUCACAACGAGAGACAAACAUAUUCUUAGUGGAACAGUUGAUGAGAUAUAUGAGGUUACAAAAUGGAAGUUUGAAGAAUCUCAAAAGCUUUUCUGUUUAGGAGCCUUCAAGCAAACUUAUCCCGAAGAGGGCUACAAGGGUUUCUCAAAAAUAGCAAUUGAAUGUGCAGGAGGUGUUCCAUUAGCUUUAAAAGUUUUAGGUUUACAUUUUAAGAAAAGAGAAUAUGAAUUCUGGGAAUCUGAAUUAAAUUAUAUGGAGAAAAGAGGAGAAUCCUUGGGAGAAAUUCAACAAGUUUUAAAAGUGAGCUAUAAUAGAUUACCAUUACAACAGAAAGAAAUGUUUCUUGACGUUGCAUUCUUUUUCAAAGAUGAAAAUAAAGAUUUUGUUAUCAGGAUACUUGAUGCAUGCGGUUUCAGUGCAAUCGGUGGAAUAGAGAGCCUUAAAGAUAAAGCUCUUAUUACAAUUUCAAAGACCAACAGAAUACAAAUGCAUGACUUACUACAACAAUUGGCUUUCGAUAUAGUUCGCAUAGGCCCAAAAAAACAAAGCCCAUUUAGGGAUAAAGAAGUUAGUGAUGUUCUUAAAAGUAAAAAGGAGAAAUCUACUAAGUUGUAUCCUCCUGAUCAAGGUAUUAUGCCAUUUUCUGAUGAAUUGAGAUACCUGGAGUGGAGUGAAUACCCUUUUAAGUCUCUUCCACACCCUUUUUGUGCUGAGUAUCUUGUUGAGAUUCACUUGCCGCAUAGCAAUAUUGAACAUAUUUGGGAAGGAAAUCAAAUACGUCUUCGUGUGUCUGCAGAUGGGUGCAAAAACCUACAAAGUCUUAUUAGUCGUGAUCAUUUAAGAUCUCUUGAGGAGAUCGAUGUCAGAGGCUGCUGUCGGCUUAAGGAAUUUUCAGUCUCCUCAGAUUCAAUUGAAAGAUUGGAUUUAACCAACACAGGAAUUGAUAAAUUGAACCCGUCAAUCGGUCGCAUGUGUAAGCUUGUAAGGCUUAAUUUAGAAGGCUUACUGCUUGAUAAUUUACCGAAUGAAUUUUCUGACCUGGGAUCACUGACCGAGCUUUGUCUGUCUAAUUGCAAGAAUCUUCAACUUUUGCCAGAGCUUCCACCACACUUGAAAGUGUUUCAUGCUGAAAAUUGCACCUCAUUGGUCACAACAUCUACUUUGAAGACUUUUUCAGAAAAGAUGAAUGGAAAGGAGAUAUACAUUUCAUACAAGAAUUGCACGAGCUUGGAUAGACCUUCUUCCAUUGACCGCAAUCUUGAAGAUGGCAUAUUAACAAUGAAACAUGCUGCAUUUCACAAUAUAUUAGUUAGAAACAACAGUUCGCAAACAGGCAAAUAUGAGUAUAAUAGUGUCCAAUUUUGUUUACCAUUUCCAGGAAGAAGAGUUCCAAGAGAGUUCCAACAUGAUAUAAAAAAAUCUUGCAUAACUAUUGAACUUCGCAAGCUUCCCUAUUUACUGGGAUUCAUUUUCACAGUUGUUGUUUCUCCUUCAUCAGAUGAAAACCAAGAUGCUGAAAUUCGAUGUCAAUGUUAUUCAAAAGUUGGAAGGUGGAAAGUGGGAAAUGCAUCUAACUUUAAGUGGAAUCAUAAAAACACCACAAAAUUGAAAUCGGAUCAUGUGUUUGUGUGGUAUGAUCCAUACCUUUCUGACACCAUAUUGAGAAGUGGCCACACAGCUUUUUCUUUUGAUUUCUCUAUUACAGGUGGAAACAAUAAUAGGUCUCUUUCAAUGCCAAUGAAAGAGUGUGGGAUCUGCCCAAUUUAUUUGUCAGAAUUUCAUAUGCUUUCAACCACACUAAAUUUGGACGAGGACACACAAUUAAAUAUUUGUGAAGCUGUGAAAUCAGAGUCAAAAUUAAGUAGAAGAUACAUUGAGUGGAAUGGAUACCCUUUGAAGUGUCUUCCAGAUCCUUUUUGUGCUGAGUUUAUUGUUGAGAUUCGCCUGCCACAUAGCAGUGUAGAAUAUCUUUGGCACGGGAUGCAGGAACUUGUGAAUUUAGAGGCCAUCGACCUAAGUGAGUGCAAACAUUUGUUCAGCCUCCCUGAUUUGUCUGAAGCGACAAAACUCAAAUCGUUGUAUCUUUCAGGCUGUGAAAGUUUUUGUGAAAUUCAUUCUUCUAUUUUUUCUAAGGACACACUUGUUACUUUGAUACUUGAUAGGUGCACAAAACUGAAGAGUCUCACGAGUGAGAAGCACUUAAGAUCUCUACAAAAGAUCAAUGUCUACGGCUGCUCAAGCCUUAAGGAAUUUUCAUUGUCCUCUGAUUCAAUUGCAAGUUUGGACUUGAGAAAUACAGGAAUUGAAAUAUUGCAUCCAUCAAUAAAUGGUAUCAGCAAGCUUGUGUGGCUCAAUUUAGAAGGUUUAAAAUUUGCAAAUCUACCGAAUGAGUUGUCUUGUCUGGGAUCACUUACCAAACUUCGACUUUCUAACUGUGAUAUAGUAACUAAAUCGAAUUUAGAAGACAUAUUUGAUGGCUUGGGAUCAUUGAAAAUAUUAUAUUUGAAAUAUUGUGGCAAUUUGCUUGAACUCCCUACAAACAUCAGUUCUUUAUCAUCAUUGUAUGAGUUAAGACUAGAUGGAACUGAUGUGGAGACACUACCUUCAAGCAUCAAGCUUCUCUCAGAGUUAGGGAUUUUAUGGUUAGACAAUUGCAUAAAACUUCAUUCCCUCCCAGAGCUUCCUCUAGAAAUCAAAGAGUUUCAUGCCGAAAAUUGCACUUCAUUGGUCAAUUUAUCCAGUUUGAGAGCUUUUUCAGAAAAGAUGGAAGGAAAGGAGAUAUACAUUUCAUUCAAGAAUUGCGUGAUGAUGAAUUCGAAUCAACAUUCAUUGGACCGGGUUGUGGAAGAUGUCAUAUUAACAAUGAAGAGAGCUGCACAUCACAACAGAUCAAUAAGAUACAGUAUUAAUGCUCACAGCUACAGUUAUAACAGUGCAGUGGUUUGUUUACCAGGAAGUGAAGUUCCAAAGGAGUUCAAAUACAGAACAACUGGUUCCGAAAUAGAUAUUAGAUUACAGGACAUUCCUUACUCGACGGGAUUCAUUUACUCAGUGGUUAUUUCUCCAACCAAUAGAAUGCAAAAUGAGCAUGGUACUAGUGCUGAAAUUCAAUGUGAAUGCCAUCAGGAAGAUGGCGAUAGGGUGGUGUCCAUUGAGGUACCUGUGGAGGUUAUUUUGCACCUAGAAGGAAGUAAAAAGAUUUCUUGGAUGGCUAUAUGA